AUGUCCAACAGCAGCUCCAUCAGCCACUUCCUCCUGCUGGCAUUGGCAGACACACGGCAGCUCCAGCUCCUGCACUUCUGCCUCUUGCUGGGCAUCUCCCUGGCUGCCCUCCUGGGCAACGGCCUCAUCAUCAGCGCCGUAGCCUGCAGCCACCACCUGCACAUGCCCAUGUUCUUCUUCCUGCUCAACCUGGCCCUCAGCGACCUGGGCUCCAUCUGCACCACUGUCCCCAAAGCCAUGCACAAUUCCCUCUGGGACACCAGGGACAUCUCCUAUGCAGGAUGUGCUGCUCAGGUUUUCUUCUUUCUUUUCUUUAUCACAACAGAGUUUUCCCUUCUCACAGUUAUGUGCUAUGACCGCUACGUGUCCAUCUGCAAACCCCUGCACUAUGGGACCCUCCUGGGCAGCAGAGCUUGUGCCCACAUGGCAGCAGCUGCCUGGGCCAGUGGCUUUCUCAAUGCUCUCAUGCACACAGCCAAUACAUUUUCCCUGCCCCUGUGCCAUGGCAGUGCCCUGGGCCAGUUCUACUGUGAAAUCCCACAGAUCCUCAAGCUCUCCUGCUCACACUCCAAACUCAGGGAACUUUGGCUCAUUGGGGUAAGUGCUCUUUUAUAUUUUGGUUGUUUUGUGUUCAUUGUUUUCUCCUAUGUGCAGAUCUUCAGGGCUGUGCUGAGGAUCCCCUCUGAGCAGGGACAGCACAAAGCCUUUUCCACCUGCCUCCCUCACCUGGCCAUGGUCUCCCUGUUCCUCAGCACUGGCUUUUUAGUCUACCUGAAGCCCCCCUCCAUCUCUUCCCCAUCCCUGGAUCUGGCCCUGUCAGUUCUGUACUCGGUGGUGCCUCCAGUACUUAACCCCCUCAUCUACAGCCUAAGGAACCAGGAGCUCAAGGAUGCCCUGGGAAAACUGGUGACUGCAACUUCAGAAGCAAGAAAUUCUCUUUUCUGCUACAGAACCUUCAGAAUAUAA
Melospiza melodia melodia is the source of this 966-nucleotide messenger RNA. Its product is annotated as olfactory receptor 14A16-like. The transcript has a single exon. The record is from RefSeq and is a predicted model, not a curated record. Gene Ontology annotation, biological process: G protein-coupled receptor signaling pathway. Gene Ontology annotation, cellular component: membrane. Gene Ontology annotation, molecular function: odorant binding; olfactory receptor activity; G protein-coupled receptor activity. NCBI's taxonomy places the organism in Eukaryota, Metazoa, Chordata, Aves, Passeriformes, Passerellidae. Bases 1 to 966 code for a protein of 321 amino acids.